AUGGCCUACCACACUCUAACUGCGCUUCUGGCUCUAUUGCUAUCUGUCACCACCAUUGCUGUUAAGGAUGUUGAUUUCAACUCCCUCGUACUCAUGACAGAUGGGUUAAUCUCGUGCUGUAGUUCAUGCACCAGGAGAGUUUCAAUAAAAGAUAAAAAUAAAAAUAAAACUAGAAUUUUAACAUGGAUAGCAUGGCAUGGUCAUUUGCAGUGGCCCGGAUCGUAUUGCAAGCAAACCAGCGAUGGGUGUUGCCUCCCGAAGACAGGUAAACCAGAACUCGACUUCUUCGUCAGUGGUUUGUUUCCCUACUCUAAGGAUGGAACCGCUCUCACACAGUGCAAGAAGAGCCGAUUCUACAUCAAUGAGCUUGCUGAUCUAACGGACGACUUACAUAGCUAUUGGCCCAGCAUCGAGUGUCCAAGAAGUGACGGGCACAGCAUGUGGAGGAAUACAUGGAAAACGUACGGUGUAUGCACUGGCCUAAGUGAACAUGACUACUUCAAGAAGGCGUUGGAUCUUAGGGCUAAGAUAGACAUGCUCUCGAUAUUCAAGAGAAACGGUAUUAUCUCCACCGAUGAAGCCAACUACAGCAUUUCUGACGUGUUGAAAGCGAUCACUAAUGGGAUUGGAGCAAAUGCUGCGAUCCAAUGCAGUAAGAACGCCUGGGAUGAGUCGAUCAUCUACAAGAUCUACAUGUGUGUGGACAAAGAGGCCACCAAAAUCGUGCAAUGCCCAGUACUGCCGACGUUCACAUGCGCGGAACGUGUGGUUUUCGGUUCUUUCACCUAUGACAUGCUCAGCAAUGUUACUAACGUAGCUACCAACCCAAUCAAGAUGAGGGUCUUCAAUCAGUGAUUUCUGUGGUUGUGAUGGAUUGUGUUUUGUGUUAAGCUAGUUUCAUGUAUUUGGCAACUAUGGUCUUUUGUGUUGUAUUGCGUGGAUUGUAGUAGAUUAGUGUAAGCUUCUUCUCUAGGUAAUGCCAUGAAUAAGAUGCUGUAUUUGUACGGAUUGUGAUAGAUAGGAAUGCAAGUCUAUGCAUUUUCUUU
Molecule: messenger RNA, 1046 nt
Organism: Magnolia sinica
Lineage: Eukaryota; Viridiplantae; Streptophyta; Magnoliopsida; Magnoliales; Magnoliaceae
Product: ribonuclease 3-like
Exons: 4
Coding region: 1-855 (284 amino acids)
Biological process (GO): RNA catabolic process
Cellular component (GO): extracellular region
Molecular function (GO): RNA binding; ribonuclease T2 activity
Source: RefSeq, a predicted model, not a curated record